AUGAUGACGAGAAUGUCUUAUUCAUCUUCGGCUUCAUCAUCUGCUGCGUCAUCUCUCGCUGCUAAGGCAAUUCGAGCAUCUUCUGCACACAGAGACUCUUCUCUUUCCUCUGCUUACUCGUCUCCUUCUUCUGCUCCUGUUCCCACUCCCCCAAAGGAGGCGAAGCCUCAUGAGUACACGUCUAUGAAAAGUUUGAACGAACCAAAACGAAGCUUUUGGGGAAGUCUAGCUAGUAAAGCUAAGGCUCUUUUAGAUGAGGAUGAUCCUCAUCAAUCGCCUCGAAGUCCCAAGAGAACGGAGCACAACAUCUCUUCUUCGACUUCAGGAACAAAGGAAGCUGGUCAGACGGGUAGGAAAAUCGAGAAUCCUUCAUUACAGAGGAGCUUAGAUGCUAUCACUUCAUCAUUAAAUUACAUUGGCACUGCAGUAGAGGAGGGUAUUACAGCUGUGGAGAAUCGUACUGCAGGCAUCAUUCAAGAAACCCGUAAGAAGAUUAAAAAAAAGCCAAGUCUUUCACGGAGUCAGCAGAAUCCUGAGAUACAAGCAGAUUUGGAAAUUCAACUAAAGGCAUCUCGCGACGUUGCAAUGGCCAUGGCUGCCAAGGCAAAGCUCCUUCUUCGGGAGCUGAAGAUGGUAAAAUCUGACCUGGCCUUUGCAAAGCAACGAUGCGCUCAGCUGGAAGAAGAAAAUAAAGUUCUGAGGGAGAAUCGUAGUGGCGGAAACAGCCAAAUAGAUGAUGAUGAUCUGGUGCGACUUCAACUCGAAACAUUAUUGGCUGAGAAGGCUCGGUUGGCUCACGAGAACUCGCAAUACGCACGCGAAAACCUGUAUCUGAGAGGAGUCGUCGAAUACCACCAGCUCACUAUGCAGGAUGUGGUCUACUUUGACGAGAAGACUGAAGAAGUAACUGAGGUAUAUCCCAUUAAUGUCACUUCAAUGUCUUCUUCAUCAGAUAUCUCUCACACUUGA
Molecule: messenger RNA, 969 nt
Organism: Arabis nemorensis
Lineage: Eukaryota; Viridiplantae; Streptophyta; Magnoliopsida; Brassicales; Brassicaceae
Source: the annotation of a GenBank genome assembly